This is a messenger RNA of Thamnophis elegans (Western terrestrial garter snake), 2658 nucleotides long. It is a transcript of the gene RAB25, whose product is annotated as RAB25, member RAS oncogene family. NCBI's taxonomy places the organism in Eukaryota, Metazoa, Chordata, Lepidosauria, Squamata, Natricidae. Gene Ontology annotation, cellular component: recycling endosome. The coding region runs from base 1 to 693 and encodes 230 amino acids. The record is from RefSeq and is a predicted model, not a curated record. Gene Ontology annotation, biological process: exocytosis. The transcript is spliced from 5 exons. Gene Ontology annotation, molecular function: GTPase activity; GTP binding.
AUGGCGAAGGCGGCGGCGCCGGACGACAACUACAACUUCGUCUUCAAAGGCGAGCGGCGAACCCCCCCCUUCUUCCUUCCCCCAGUGGUUCUGAUUGGAGAAUCGGGGGUGGGAAAGACCAAUCUGCUCUCGCGCUUCACCCGCAACGAGUUCAACCACGACAGCCGUACCACGAUUGGGGUGGAGUUCUCCACGCGGACCAUCCUGGUGGGAGACGCCCUGGUGAAAGCCCAGAUCUGGGACACGGCCGGGCUGGAGCGCUACCGGGCCAUCACAUCGGCAUACUAUCGCGGAGCCGUGGGGGCGCUCUUGGUGUUCGACAUCACCAAGCAUCAGACGUACGACGUGGUGGAGCGCUGGCUGAAGGAGCUGUAUGACCACGCGGAGGCCACCAUCGUUGUGAUGCUGGUGGGCAACAAGACGGAUCUGGCCCAAGCCCGGGAGGUGCCCACAGAAGAGGCCAGGAUGUAUGCAGAAAACAACGGGCUGCUCUUUGUGGAGACCUCUGCCUUGGACUCCACCAACGUGGAACUGGCUUUCGAGACCAUCUUGAGAGACAUUUUCAAUAAAGUGCAGAAGCAGAAGCAGAAGAGCCCCCUGGACAACAAAGUCUCGCUCUCCACCGAAAGUGACACCGCGGCAUCCACCUCGGCGGCUGCGGAGGGGAAGAAGUCCUGCUGCAUGAACCUCUGAGGGGGCCGGUGGGUGGGAGGCACCAGCCAGGUUUCAUGCACUGCAUUAAGCCAAGAGGACAGGUUAAUCCUGGUUUGCCCCACCAGCUAGUGGCUGGGUUCACAUUAAGCCAAAAUUAAGCCAUGAUAGGCUAAAAGCCUAUUGUACUGCAGUUUAGCCACAGAAGAUGGACUUCAGGAUUUCUUGAUCUGCUUGCCUACCUCAAGUUCGGGCAUUUGGCCUUGUGUUGGAGCAACAUAGGAAGUCGUUCCAAAGCGGCUUCUAGAUUGGAUCCAGAGUCACCCACCCAUAGAAGCCAAGGGGCCAAUCCUAAGUCCGGAUGUCCGGCUGUGCCUGUGAAACAAAACACUCUCCUCCCUCCCCUGGAACUUCCCUGCCUUCCAGCCACUAGUGCUAAACAUGGGACCACCAGCCACUGCGACUCACCAGCCUUUGGGCAGCCUUGCCAAGGGAAAGUGCCUCUUGGCCCUGGAAGCAUCCGGGCAGAACCUGUGCUAGGAGUUGAUGGGAAGGGGCUUCCCGUCUGAUCUUAACCAUGAUUCCCCCAAGAGAACCCUGUCUGAACCUCUAUUCGUCUUUUGGAUGGUGCGUACAAGUGUUUCCUGACCUGGGUUGGUGCCAGGACUUUUUCUCCAGUUGAAACUCAAGCAGAGCUUGACUCCAUUGUAGGCAACACACACACACACACACACACACACACACUCUUGCCUGCUUGGCUACUCCGUGCUGGAGCAGGAAUGUCCUUCUCUUCCGGUCCUCAGCUCUCCACGGCCAAUUCCUUCUCACCAGUGAAAGAGGGAAAUUAAGAGGGUUUUAAAAAACAACCUGGAUGAAAUUGGAAAGAUGAUUAAAAAAUACUCUUCCCACCUGAAUCAGGAGUAAAGAUACAGGGGACUCCAUCUUGGGAAGGUGGUCCAGGCAGAACUCCACCCCUCACUCUGGCCACCCUAGAGAGAGGGUUGAAAUCUGGAAAUUCCCUAGUAUGUGUUGAAUCUGCUAAUCCCAAUGAAAGGCAAAGAUUUUAUUCGCUCUGGAAGGAGUGAAGGGAUUUAAUUGGCCUGGAAGUAGAAGCUGUAACUGAGCUGGACAGAAGUAUUUUGUUCAUUGGUGAAACUGGACUCCUAGGAAGGGGUGAAGGUUGGUUCCUCUGAGGAACUGGCAAAAGAGAACUUGGAAACCAUGGGAGGUCAUAGUUACACCUGACACCAAGCUACCCUCCAUGGUUACAAGCUGCAGUAACUGAGUUCAAAGGAAAUGCUAAUGUUUUGUUAGCUCCUUUGAGUCAUGCAGAUCAGGUGGGCGGCCAGAUCAAUCUAGGAAAUGAAGACAACGAGGUCAACAAAAGUGGCUGAUGUUCUGGCUAAGGGGAGUGUGUGGGGGCCCUACUUCUGGGUCAACGAAACAGGAGUUGUGGCUUACUGCACCGCACACCUGCACCGAAUCCUGGUGGUUGGUUUUCACAACAAUUGGUUGAGAGAAUCGUGCCUUAUCCUGCCUGUAUAUAGAAGUUGGAUAUCGGUGGUCCUUGAGUUGUGGGGAGGGGGAGCAAAGGAAGCUGGUUCCUCAUGCCACUUUUUUUGAUGUUGAGCGAUGUCUUUCCUUGGGAAUAAUGGGCUCCGUGGGGGAGGGACCACGAGAGGACCAAAACGUGGUCUUUGGUGACCUUCCUCGAAUCUUUUGCCUUUCUUCCUGGCUUAGGGAGCUGCAGCUAAACCAAUCAGCCUCCUCAGAAGCUUAAAUUGCUUCCUUGCUUGCAGAGAAAUGAAAGUCGCAGGUCGCCCUCCCAUCGGAGACGUUUCCCAGGUGGUAACGUGGGAACCAGGCUGGGCCUGCUAGGCGCUUAUGCUCUCCUUUGGUGGCGUCAGGCAAGCGGUUCUUCCUUGCAGGGAUUCCUUUGGCCUGUGCGCAUCACUUGAGUCUCUUUCUAAAUCUUCCACCCACAAGACACCUGACCGUGGCAUAGGA